GCUCAAACAAACAGACUGACUACACAACGUUGUAAUUCAGAUGUGCUGGACCUUUGAUGUGGCUGUAUUGCUCACCGAUUUUACAUCAGUUUUGACAACUUCCCCUUUUAUACCGUCAAUGGACGCGCUCGUACGUUAGAAGUUUGUUUCCUUCUUCCCACGCUGUGAAAGAUGAAAGGUGUCCCAGAUGACCUCAGCGUGAUGGGAAUAAACACGCUGCAGUUUAAACCACAGUUUAGUUCCAGUGUUUGUAUUCCUGAUUUUCUAGAUCCCCACUGCUCCCCUGGUUAAGACUUUGACACUUCAUUAUUAACCAACACACCCCCAUGCUGUAAACAUUGAAGGGGGGGUGUUUGGUUUUCAUCUCAACAAUAAACUGUUGAGACAUUAUCGACACCCGGCAAGGUAAACAGGAGGAGACUCAUGAAGUAUUGGGCCCGCCACUUCUAUGAUUCAGCAUCUUUGGUCUGGUGGCUUCACAACAGCUGACAGAAAAACCUGAAUAGAAGCAACAGUUGUUCCCCAGUUUGUCCUGGGGAAAGCUGCAAAUAUGGACUACUUUGGAAUUCAACUAGUCAUCAACAACCUUUAGGAUUUGUCAACUAGAUGCCAUGUGACCUGCACAGGAUGACAAACACCGCAACACGUCUGACUGUAAUGUUCCGCACACCUGCUCCGAUGGACCGCAGAUAACACCAGCUGCUGACUGCCUGGACCGAGCUCUUCAACGUUCGCCGCGAUGGAAGAUCCCACCGAGAUGAGCUCCGAGGUGGCGGGAGCCGGCGUCGCUGACCUGGACCCUUGCAGCGUGGUGAUAGACAGGAACUAUGAGAUCAUCCCGACCGUCAUCUGCUCCAUGUGCUGCCUAUUCGGAAUCAUCUACUGCUUCUUCGGUUACCGGUGCUUCAAGGCCGUCAUGUUCCUGUCCGGCUUGAUGUUCGGCUCCGUCAUUAUUUUCCUGCUGUGCCACAAGGAGCAUGUCCUGGACACGCAGCUGAGUGUGGAGGCCAGCGCCGGGAUCGGCCUGGGGAUCGGCCUGCUCUGCGGCCUGGUUACUAUGCUGGUGCGAAGCGUUGGCCUCUUCAUGACUGGCCUCCUGCUGGGCCUCCUCUUGGCUCUCGCCGCCCUGCUGGCCAUGCACCAGUUCUACACGCCCACCACCGUCUGGGUGCCGCUCGGUGCUCUUUUAGGCUCCGGCAUGCUGUUUGCUGUGCUGACCCUGCAGUGGCAGAAGCUCUUCACCAUGAUAUCCACGGCGGUGUUCGGGGCGGCCAUCAUGACCGUGUGUGCCGACUACUUUGUGGAGAUGCUGGCCCUGGCCACGUAUGUCUACGAAUGCUUGCGCCUCUCCCCACAAACAUCGCUCUGCUGGUACAGCUGGGUGAUCAUGGGCAUCUGGCCCUUGCUCAGCCUGAUCGGAGUUCUGGUGCAGUGGAAGCUGACGGAUAACAGUUUCUCGCACACCGACGUCGUCCUCAGCCGCAGACAGAAGCGGGUCCAGCUGAGGAGGAUCCGGGAGAAGGAAGCAAAGCUGCGACAGCAGGCAGGUGGGCAGGAUGGCUCUUACCGCCGUAAACCCACCCCAGUCAAACGUUAUGCUGGGGAUCUACUGGCACCGAGCUACCUGCAAAGUCUGCGAGACAGACAGAUGGGCACCGGUACUUCCCUUAGCAGUCAGGAGACCAGCAAUCACACCAUGAUCGACUUGGACUACGAGACCGGGUCCACGGUUCCUCUCACCGCCACAACCCCAGUGGUGCGGGUCUGAGUCCCGCUGGUUCUUAACACCGUUUACAGCGAAAUGCUCACAGGGCUUCCCUCAUUCCUGAGCGCAGAGGAAGGGGAGAAACCGGACGCUCUCGCCCUGCUUUCUUCAAGAGAAAGAGAAGCUGGCGAUCACGACAACCACUUUUGUUUUUAUGAAGAUACUAACUCUGAAAUGGUCCUGAAUUUCCUCUUAACAGCAAGUAUGAGCCUCAAAUGCAGAAGCAGUUCUGAACUUAAUGUACUGUGCAUCGGAGUGUAGCCAUGUUGCACUCAGUGUUGUGUCUUACCCUUCUAACCGCUAGUGGUCAAAGUAUUUGUGAAAGUUGAUCAUUGUGUGUUUUAGCAGAAUGUUUAUGGUGCCUGGAUGAUGGACUUCCAAUGACUGCUCCAACUGAGGCUUUUGAAAAUCCACUUUAUACUGAGGUGUGUUCAAGUGUCUGAGUCAGCUUUGAUAAUUUAUUGUACACAGUAAGUACGCGGUAGCGAUUUAAAAACUGCAUGUUUCAUUUGUAGGUUUUUGCCAAAUCAUUUCUGUUUUUGUUUGGGAGGUGCCGCGUGACCCAAGUCUGUACAUACCUGUCGAUAGAUGUGAGAUGAAAAUAAAGGGU
Molecule: messenger RNA, 2375 nt
Organism: Synchiropus splendidus (mandarinfish)
Lineage: Eukaryota; Metazoa; Chordata; Actinopteri; Syngnathiformes; Callionymidae
Product: transmembrane protein 198-like
Exons: 5
Coding region: 740-1768 (342 amino acids)
Cellular component (GO): plasma membrane
Source: RefSeq, a predicted model, not a curated record